AUGGCUGUAUCAUGGACAAUGAUGUUUCGAAAACAUCACGGUAUUAUUAUAGAAUCUGAAAUAUGUAAAUCGAUUUUCAAAGCAAUUCAUCAACCAAGUCAACAAAUUCUUUGCGUAAAAAGUCUUUCACUACUUAGUUCAUCAUCAAUUAAUGAAGCUUAUCUACUUCGUAGUAUACUUUCUACUGAUGAUAAUUCUAAUAUUCAUCCAAAUAUUUUAUCCCUUUUAUCAAUUAAAUAUUUACCAACAUUAACAAUAAAUAAUUCAAUUUAUUUUAUUUUUGAUUAUGCAUAUAAUCGUGAUUUAGCAACACAUGGUUUAUUAUAUGGUGGUACAGAAAAACAAUUAACUAAUGAACAAAUUCAAACAUAUUUAUAUCAAUUACUUUCAGCGAUUAAUUUUUGUCAUGAUCGAUUAGUUUAUCAUUGUGCUAUUGAAUUAAAACAUUUACUUAUAACACGUACAGGACAACUUAAAUUAUCAAAUUUUGAAUAUGCUAAACAUGCUGUAUUGCCAACAAUGAGAAUAAAUAUAAGUGAUGUUUCAUGUUUUUCUCAAUCUCCACCAGAAUUACUUCUUGGUGAUCGAACUCUCAAUAGUUCAUUAGAUAUGUGGUCAGCUGGAUGUGUUUUUGCUCAAUUAUGUUCAUCAACUCAAAUUCAACCAUUAUUUCAUGGUAAUCAUCAAAUUGAAUUACUUUUUUGUAUAUUUUCAAUGAUGGGUACACCAACGAAUGAUAUUUGGCCAUUAUUUCAUAAACUUUCAUAUUUCAAUGUUGAUUUUCCACGAUGGCCAAGACGAAAUGAUCAUUUAUAUGAAUUAACAAAAUUAAUUGGUGCACAAGGUUUAGAUUUUCUUAAAUGUUUACUUACAUACGAUCCUAAACAACGUACAACAGCAAGAAUAGCUUUACAACAUCAAUAUUUCAAACAUUAA
Adineta steineri is the source of this 936-nucleotide messenger RNA. The record is from the annotation of a GenBank genome assembly. Lineage: Eukaryota; Metazoa; Rotifera; Eurotatoria; Adinetida; Adinetidae.